Zootoca vivipara (common lizard) is the source of this 3374-nucleotide messenger RNA. Its product is annotated as carbohydrate sulfotransferase 8-like. Gene Ontology annotation, cellular component: membrane. Gene Ontology annotation, molecular function: sulfotransferase activity. The record is from RefSeq and is a predicted model, not a curated record. Lineage: Eukaryota; Metazoa; Chordata; Lepidosauria; Squamata; Lacertidae. Gene Ontology annotation, biological process: proteoglycan biosynthetic process; carbohydrate biosynthetic process.
CAGUGCCGCAUUUAAGUGGCCCUCCUUUUGUAGGAAGGAACGUCUUGUGCAAUAUUUGUAGCAACUGAAGAACCAUAGAACGACAGCAUACAAUAAAUUCAUUUGCUCUGUGUUGUUCUGGAAGAGCUUGUGGCGACUUGUCCCCAAGUGAGCUGGAAUAAGAAACCCUCUGAGACCUUGGUGCCUGUUUGACUGAUGUUACAGAAAGCUGAGUGGAGGAUCUGAUGAAAGGAAGGAGCUUGUUCUUUAACUGGGCAAGAGUUCAUCAUAAAGGCUACAGCCGUUGGCUUGUUGGGAAAACAUUAUGAAGAACCUACUUGAAAAGUUGUUCAUUCUCUUCCUCAGUAGUCUGCUUUGUGCUUUUCUUCUUCAGCCGUUCCAUAGUUGGCAGACAGAAAUAAGAGAUCCUGAAAAAGAUUGGCUGAGAAGGCAUCGAGAUCGCAAAGCCUCUUUGGACUCCAUCUGCCUGAAAGAUACUUUCUCAAAAGGAAAACCAAACCCUCAAGUUAUGGAGCAGCUCUUUGUGGACGAGAGUCACAACUUUAUCUACUGUGAAGUGCCAAAGGUGGGCUGUUCCAACUGGAAAAAAAUUAUUCUCCUCCUCACACUCAACCUGAGCAGGGAUUCCUUAGAAGUAGAUCAUGGUAGAGUCCACACAACACAUCUCUUAAGGAGGUUGAGUUCUUACCCUUCUGAUCAGCAAGAGAAACUUCUGAACAGCAGCAUUAAAGUGAUGUUCACCAGGCAUCCUCUGGAGAGAUUGGUUUCUGCUUACAGAGACAAGCUCUUGCACUUCGAGCCUUAUUACGUCUUUGUGGCAAAAAAGAUCAAGACCUUGUUCAGGGGAAACCCAAAUUCCACCGAGCAAGUGACUUUCCAGGAAUUUGUAAAAUUUGUUUUGACACAGGCCCCCAAGGAUAUGGACAUACACUGGAAGCCAAUGUUUAUGCUCUGUGAUCCUUGCAACAUUCAUUAUGACAUUUUGGGGAAGUACGAGACACUGGGAGAAGACGCUGACCAUGUUCUCAGGAGAAUUGGAGCACCAGACGAUCUCCAGUAUCCAGAUUUUAAGGAGUACGGUACAGAGAAACGGACCGACAACAAUAUCACUCAGAACUACUUCAGCAAACUGAGUAAGGACCAAAUGCAGAAGCUCAAGGACCUUUACUCAAUUGAUUUCUCUUCAUUUAAUUAUUCUUUUCAUUUUUAAAACAAAACUUUGCUGUAAGAUUCAAUCACAGUUCCCUUCUCUGGGUUCUCUGGUCUCCUGUCUGCUAGAGAACAGGAAGUCCCUGUGGUGGCACCCUGUCUCUGGGAAAUCCCUCUUUAGGGAGAUUGAUCUGGCAUUUUCAUUGUUAACGUAUGUGCUGAACUACGGUAGGAGCCUACCAAAUCAGACCACUGGUGCAUCUAGUUCAGCAAUGCUGACACCAACUAGCAGUUGCUUUAGGGCACUACCAGAUAACCUGUUUCAUGAGCAUUCAUCCUGAUUGAUUUGCAGGGCACUUAAGUAACACUGGCUCUUUGAUGAGUGUUCAUUCUGAUUUGUUUGUGGGGAUGUUAGAUGAUGUUGCAUCAAAGCAGGUGUCACCCCACAAUGCAUUUCCAGUGCAUUUUCCUGGCAUUUCCUUUAUUGCAAAAAGUCCAGCUUUUGGGGGAAACAGGUUUGUUACGCAAAACAUCUCAAUCGACUAUAAUCUCACAAUCUGAAUUUGCCGGUGUGUGACUGAACCCCAUGCAAAAAAGUGACAGUCUGGAAGUGCCCUGAAGACAGGGGGCUUUCCUAGCCCUCCCUAGAGAUACUGUACCUGAGUUUGAACUUGGGACCUUCUGAAUGCAAAGCAGGGACUUUAUCAGUGAGCUACAGCCCUACUCCAGAGUCUAUUCGAUUGGUCUGCAGGUGACAGGGAAUGAGCACAUUUAAAGUGCAUUCCCCCCUCAAAGAAUUCUGGGCACUGUAGUUUGUUAAGUGUUGCUGGGAAUUGGAACUCUAUGAGUGGAAACUACAGUGCCCAGAAUUCUUUGAGGGAAAGAACGUGCUUUGAAUAUUCUUUAAAAGUAUACACAGCCCAGAAAAGCAUUCAUAAAUGGUGAUGAGUAGAGGCUAAUCCAAGGUCUAACAUUAUUUCCUCAUUCCUCAUCUAUAACGUGAAAACCACAUUCUAAACACACCAUGUUUGUUCCACCAACUUUCUAUGGUUAUGUCAGAUUUAAAAUUGAUGUGGAUUUGGCAGAAAAUAUUUAUAGGUUUGUAGGAAUACACAAACACACACACGAGAGAGAGACAGAGAGAGAGAAUGAGAAAAUGAGAAUACUACUCAGGAUCUAAGUGAAUUUUCAUUUUGAUAUAUUUUAAUGUAUAUUCUGCCACAGAACAUCAUUCUCUUUCUUAUUUUUUAAUAUUUUUAAUUAGUUUUCAAAUACAAUCCAAUAAUAGCCUCAUUAUAACAAUACCAAUUUAUAAUACAAUUACUAAUGCCAAUCGUUCAACUACCGAAUUAUAUAAUUUAGAUAAAGUGCCCCCCCCCGCAUGCUAGAGUUGAUGGUUGAUGGUUUUCUUUACAGUGGCACCUCGGUUUAAGUACUCAAUUGGUUCCAGGGAGCCAUUUGCUCCCUGAAAAGUACUUAAACCGAGUGGCGCUUCCGUGUGCGCAGUGCCAAUACAGCUCUUCUGCGCAUGCAUGGACCAUGCAGAUCACUUCUGCACAUGCGCGCGCUGCAAACCCAGAAUAAACACUUCCGGGUCCGUGGAGUACUCAGACCGAAAGUACUCAAACCACAGCAGACGUAAACCGAGGUAUGACUGUAUUUCUGCGUUCCAAAAUCAUACUAAUUUCAAUUAAAUUCUGGUCAUAAUAAUAAUCCUAUUAUACAACAACUGCAAUAUUAAUAACUUCUAUUCUUCUAUUUGUGUUGACACAUUAAAUGAUUUAUAAAGCUACAAGUGAGGCACUCAAACUAUAACCUUGUUCUUCCUGUGUGUGGCAAUUAUUCUGUCCAUGGUGUUUCUUCCUAUCCUUGUAAAAUAUUGUGUUUAUCUUUUCCCCGGUUGGUGCAGUUAUCCAUCAUGCCUUGUUGUUCCAGAAAUUUCUCCCUCACUCUGUUCCAUGCUUCAUUGUUUUGCAACUUUAACAACAGCUGCAAAAGUCACUCUGUCCCAAUAAAUAACCUGUUUUCGCCAUUUUUACUCUCAGGCAGGGAAGAAGAGUGGUCUGUCGAACUGCAGAUGACUCAGUAAUGAACCUUAUCAGUUCCUUAGCAAAUUCACAGACUCCUUUCAUCCUUCCGUCCAACUGAAGAUUAAUGAACAAUUAUACUUCCAAUUAAAUUAAAUUCCAAGUCCUUUUAGCGUUAUUCAGUUCACUCUGUAAAUA